AUGGAUUGUUUGGUGAUGCCAGUUUCAUUGAUCCGGAGAAGAUCAACAGGCUCACGGUUAGGUUACAAGCCACUAACCGAAGAUGAGUUGGAUCAACAAGAUUCCGACAGCCGCGUGACAGUGGUGGUCGGAAAAGAGAAGAAGGUGUUCCUUGUAGACCCUAUCAUAUUACAAGAGAAUCCAUUUCAGGUUUUGAUGGAUAUCUCUAUGAAGAAGAAUCCAACAGAGAUAGAGAAGAAUCAUUUCUGUUUCGCAUCAAGUCAUCAUCAUGAGAGAGUUAUCUUUGUGGAUGUUGAUGAUAUUUUGUUUGAGCACAUGUUGUGGCUUAUGCAUAAUGAUACAUCUUCUUUGUUUAAGCUUAAUUUGAAAGAUAUUGUUGAUUUCUAUACUCAUGAGGAUAUGUAA
Molecule: messenger RNA, 405 nt
Organism: Vicia faba (fava bean)
Lineage: Eukaryota; Viridiplantae; Streptophyta; Magnoliopsida; Fabales; Fabaceae
Source: the annotation of a GenBank genome assembly